Messenger RNA from Musca domestica (house fly), 2984 nucleotides. Its product is annotated as esterase B1. Lineage: Eukaryota; Metazoa; Arthropoda; Insecta; Diptera; Muscidae. Bases 747 to 2714 code for a protein of 655 amino acids. The transcript is spliced from 5 exons. The record is from RefSeq and is a predicted model, not a curated record.
GCUCACUUCAGUUUAGUUGGCGAGCAACCCUUGUGCAAAAACGUUCGUUUUAGUCCACAUUUAAAGAAAAUACCCAAGUGGAACAGAAGUACACAAAAUACAACAACAACAAUAAGAAACACUUGAAUCUUUCUCUCUUACGUUUAUGGUUUUGCUCCAAGAAACAAAUGAACCAAUUUAAAGUGUCUUGUUUGUGGAAAACAUCUUCUCCGGUCUGUGAUGUUUGACUGGCGACUUUGAACGACCCGAAAGAAGGGAACAAAACAAAGUGAAGAAAUCGCAAAAGAAAAGGCAAAGCAAAAAGAAUAAGACAAAAACGAUUUUGUCUAAUUUGUGUUCUUGAAAUCUGUGUGCGUAGACCUGAAGUCUUCUGGGAAUGUUUAUUUGUCUAUUUGGUGUUAAGUGAAGUUGUUUUUUUUUUUUUAAGAACAAAUACGAAUUUCGGGAACAACCGAAAAACGAGGAUAAACGUUAACAAGUACUAAAGCAAUUUUUGUUAAAUAUUUUCCUUUCACUUUAUAUGCUCAUGCUAUGAAUGCAUUGCUAAAGUGAAUUGACUCUAAAAAGUGGAAGAACAUAGCACAGCAAAGAAUUCAUCGAUUCUUGUCAUUCUUUUGAACACUCGACUGACCGGUCGGUCACACUGAGCGUAUGAUUGUUGUUGGAAUUUCAAUGAAAUCGCUUUAAUUGAAGAAGAACUGAUUUUUUUUUUUUCAAAAUAACGGAAACAGAAAUAAGUGGCUAAGAUGUCAUUCGAUAUACCUUUGGCUGAUCAAAUGCGAAUUGCCGUCAAUUACGUCAAGUUCAAAACAAAACAGACACGUUUGCGUUCGGAUGAAAAAGUUAUUGCCCAAACCACAUUUGGCAAAGUGAAAGGCGUCAAAUGGCGUUCCGUUUAUGGCGGCAGCGAGUACAUCAGCUUCGAGGGCAUACCGUUUGCCAAGCCACCCGUGGGAGAGUUGCGUUUCAGAGCACCUGUCGAACCGGAACCAUGGUCGGGUGUUAAACGCUGCACUCACGUGCGUUCUAAACCGUGCCAAUACAACAUCAUCAUCAAGCAAUGCCAAGGUCAAGAAGACUGUUUGUAUUUGAAUGUCUAUACCAAACAGCUAAAUCCCACCAAACCCAUGCCGGUAAUGGUCUGGAUAUAUGGCGGCGGUUUUCAAAUGGGUGAAGCUUCCCGAGAUCUUUACAGUCCCGACUAUCUAAUGAUGGAAAAUGUUGUACUGGUCACGAUUGCCUAUCGCCUGGGACCGUUGGGCUUCCUUUGUCUAAACGACGAAAACUGCGAUGUACCCGGUAAUGCUGGCUUGAAAGAUCAAAUUCUGGCUCUCAAAUGGGUUAAAAAUAAUUGUCAUUUCUUUGGCGGUGAUCCCAACAAUAUCACCAUCUUUGGCGAAAGCGCCGGUGGGGCAUCGGCUCAUUAUCUCAUGCUGACGGAACAGACCAAGGGGCUAUUUCACAAAGCGGUGGUAAUGUCUGGCAGUGCAAUUGCGCCAUGGGCCAACAUACCCCAUUUAGAUUGGGCCUAUCGUCUGGCCAAAGCCACCGGCUACAAGGGUGAGAAUAAUGACAAAGCCGUGUUGACGCAUCUGCAGCACGUAAAGCCAAGGACAAUGCUUAAGGUCUGUGAUCGAUUGCUGACGAUGGAUGAACGCAUGCAUAGACGUUUGAAUUUCGGUUUUGGACCCUGUGUGGAGCCAUACAAAACGGACCACACGGUUAUACCGACGGAACCGUUGGAAAUGCUUCGCAGCAAUUGGGGCAAUAGCAUUCCAUUGCUCAUUGGCGGCAAUUCAUUUGAAGGUCUUUUAAUGUUCCCCGAAGCCAGAAAAUAUCCUGAGCUGCUGAAUAAUUUGGGAGACGGCGAGUGUCUGCCACCACUCGAUGCCAAUUUGAGUCCAGAGAAACGUUUGGAAUAUGGUCGCAUGCUGAAGCAAUUGUAUUUCGGGGAUAAGGAACCCUCCUGGGAUACCAUUCUGCAGUACAGUGAUCUCUUCUCCUAUAAAUACUUCUGGCACGGCAUACAUCGCACCCUGUUGGCACGUCGACAAUAUGCCACGGCCCCCACCUAUCUGUAUCGUUUCGAUUUCGACUCGAAACAUUUCAAUUUCAUGCGCAUCAUCACGUGUGGCCGUAAGGUACGUGGCACCUGCCACGCCGAUGAUUUAUCGUAUCUCUUCUACAAUGCGGGCGCCAAAAAACUCAAAUGUCGCACCGCCGAGUACACCACCAUACGACGAAUGGUGGCAAUAUUGGCGAAAUUUGCCGAAUGUGGUGACCCCAAUAUACCGCUGACGGAAACGGCCAUCAACUGGACCACACUCAACGAUGACGUUGCCAGUGACAGUGGUAGUGGCAGUCCCACCAAUGGUGUGUCCAGCGAGAGUGACAGCAGCCAACGACAUGAACCACCGGCCAGUGAUGUCGUCAACACAACGGCCAUUGACGAGAAUGAGGGUACACGUUGUGUCAAUAAUGAGGACAGUACAAAUGUUCUUGAGAUCCAGCAGCAACAACACGAUGACCUGGCACACACACUUCCAACCCACUGGCCAACCAUAACGGAGUCGUGUAACACCAGUGACGGGGACAACAGUCCAACAUUCAAAUGUUUGAAUAUUUCCGAUGAGCUGGAAGUGAUUGAUUUGCCCGAAGGUGAAAAAUUGAAAAUCUGGGAUAGCAUGUACGAGGAUAAGUCGCUAUUGUAUUAGACCGGAUGGGUAGAUGGAUGGAUGGUUAGAGUGAUACCAGAUACAUUUACACAAGCAUAGCCAUAGAAUUGUUAUUAUUAAGUGUUUGUUAUUGGAGAGUGUGUGUAGAAGUCGAUUUUUGGAAUUGACAAGGACCAAAAGGUACUCUCAUUUGAAUUUAUCUGCCAGAGGCAUUGUAUAUAUCCGUUUUGAUUUUUUUCUUAUUUUUAUUUAAAAUUUAUUUUGAAGCAAACAUGAUUCCCUGCAAAUAGCUUUAUCAAAAAAAUAAAA